AUGUCUCUCGAACAGAUUCGAAAUGUCGUUCUGCUGUUCAGUAACCCUGUUUGGUCGGGCGCAAACACGAUCCCCUCGACUCUCAUCAAGAACAUCACCUCUCUGUCGAGCAAGAUAGCCUACCAGGACACCAUCACAGCAAACCUCACUACGCUGAGUUCGAUAAAUUCAGAGACGCAAAAUGGCAUGAUUCGAGGUUUACUAUACGUUCCCGAUCUCAGCGUUACAAACCCAUGUUUCGAGCAGCAGUACGACAUCAUACCCCGAAAUGCUACCACGCAGGCAGAACUUCCUCCUACCAAUUACAAUCUAAUUGCCAUUGCGCCAUGGUUCAAUGCGACAUGCACAAAGGCGUAUCUUGCGUCCGCACGCCUCGAUCCCAUCCGCGCCUUCAUCUUUUACCGCCCCAAUAAUUCGACGAACGAGCCACAAGGCGCCGACUCACCGAUAUGGGAUCUUGAUGACGGCGAUGCAUGGCGUACCCAGAAUCGCUUUCCGAUUUUCGCCGUACCCGGCACCGAGGGCAUAAAAUUUAUGAAGCAGCUUAGCCUCUAUUCUGGGAACAUAUCUGAGAUUCCUCAUGGAGAGGAAAUCCAGAAAAUCUACGACGCUCAUGGCAACGACUAUAUCCGCAUAUGGACAGAGCUAACCAUCAAGGACCAUGAUAGCGUCCCAGCCAUGUGGACAUGGAUUCUCACAGUCGUCGGCGUUGUACUUUUCAUCAUCGCCUGUCUUUCACUUACGAUGCAUCUGGUACAAAGAAGACGGAGAAUCUCAUUACGAAAGAGGGUACUGAGCGGGGAGGUCGACCUGGAAGCGAUGGGAAUCAAACGAAUAACCGUACCCGUUGAUCACGCCAAGGGCUUUCCUCUUUUCACGUACAGUUACCAGCCGGAAAUGAUCAGCUCACCAUGCACAACGAGGCCACCCAGAUCUGUUAGGUCACCGCGAAGCAUGCUGACUGACCAACGAACCAUAUCCGAGUCAGCCUUUCCGAGAUCGAGGGCACGAAGAGCUAGCGUUAAUAGCUCAAAGAGCACCGUCGCCACAAACUAUCAGCCCCAAUGCCACAUUUGCUUAGAGAACUACGUGGAUCGCGAAUCCAUUAUCCGAGAACUACCUUGCGGUCACAUCUUCCACCCCGAGUGUAUCGACGAAUUCCUUGGUCUCAACAGCUCAUUGUGCCCAAUCUGUAAGAGGAAUAUGCUGCCAGUGAGCUACUGUCCCAAGAUUACCAACGGCAUGGUACGUCGCGAGCGGGCCAUUCGACGAUUGAGGGAACGGGUGGUAUUUGACGAUUCAGACGACGAAGGGGGGGAAGUGAAAAGCAAACGUUGGGGCAAGCGGCUAUUCGGUACGGACAAAGCGGCAUCAUAUGCGACAGAAACGCCCAUGACACCCGUCCUGACUUCCAAGUCUCCGAAAACAAUCCAUGAGGCAGUAAACGUCGAGACUUCUGUGGAUCUUGAAGCUGCACCCCUGUCAACCAUACAACGUGUCCUCGAACCGACGCAAGAGGAGCAAGAAGAUUCGGACCAACCCUCAAGCCAAUCUGACGGUCAAGAACCACAGCGUCAGCAACCUGAACCGCUCAGACAAACUGCGGCAGGUCCGGCUACUAAUCAUAACAAACGCCGGAAAGGAGGUGGGUUGCGGCUUCAUAUGCCUGGAUCGGACUCUCAACAGAACCAUCCACGACCAGAAGGACGCAAGAGCCCGUCUCAGCUGGCACGAGCACGAAUGAGGGCACUCGCUGGUACACCCUUGGAUGACCCAGAUGGCCGCAAUCCAGCUUGGAAACGCUAUGUCGUAAAGGUUUUCCCAGGAUUUUCAUGA
Messenger RNA from Colletotrichum orchidophilum, 1836 nucleotides. RefSeq lists its product as uncharacterized. The transcript has 5 exons. Lineage: Eukaryota; Fungi; Ascomycota; Sordariomycetes; Glomerellales; Glomerellaceae. The record is from RefSeq and is a predicted model, not a curated record. The coding region runs from base 1 to 1836 and encodes 611 amino acids.